Paralichthys olivaceus (Japanese flounder) is the source of this 1187-nucleotide messenger RNA. The record is from RefSeq and is a predicted model, not a curated record. NCBI's taxonomy places the organism in Eukaryota, Metazoa, Chordata, Actinopteri, Pleuronectiformes, Paralichthyidae.
AUGUACCCUGUGUGUGUGUGUGUGUGUGUGUUUGUGUUUAACUUGUGCGUGGUGUCUGCAGGCGAGUGGAGCGACGCCCUCUAUCCUCUCCUCACCACACUCACAGACUGCGUCUCUCUGAUGAGCGACAAAGCCAAGAAGGCCAUGGUGUUUCUACUGAUGCAGGACAGCGCCCCCACCAUCGCCAUGAGUCUCACCAUGCAGUACCGCCGCGACGUCGUCUUCUGCCAGACGCUGACGGCUCUGAUCUGUGGCUUCAUUCUCAAGCUGAGGAACUGUCUGUGUGACUCAGGCUUCCUCAGGCAGCUGCACACCAUCGGCUUACUGGUGCAGUAUGAGGGUCUGCUCAGCACCUAUGGCGAGGAGCUGGCCAUGCUGGAGGACAUGAGUGUUGGAGUGAUGGACCUGAGAAACGUCACCUUCAAAGUGACACAAGCGACUUCAGGUUUCGCCCCCGACAUGAUGCCAGUGAUCACAGGAAACAGGAACGGCUUCAACGUCAGGGUGCCGAUGCCCGGAGCGAUGUUUGACUCCCUGCCGAGAGAGAUUCAGAACGGGAUGCUGCUGCGCGUGCAGCCCAUCCUCUUCAACGUGGGGAUCAACGAACAGCAGACACUGGCUGAGAAGUUUGGAGAUACAUCACUGCAAGAGGUGAUCAACAUGGAGAGCAUGACUCGCCUCAGCUCAUACUACGACCAGUUUAAAGAAGUCCUGCCCGAAGACAGCCUCCCUCGCUCCCGCAGCACCACCAGUCUGCCUGAGAUGCUCAAGCUGCUGAGCCAGAACGUGAACGCCAAGAAAAGCAAGAACGUGGAGAUUCUGUGGCAGGCGGCCGAGGCCUGUCGCCGCCUGAACGGAGUGCGUUUCACCAGCUGUAAGAGUGCCAAGGACCGCACGGCCAUGUCUCUGACGUUAGAGCAGUGUCAGAUCCUGCAGCAGGAGCACGCCCUGGCCCCGCAGGUCUUCUACCAGGCUCUGGACUGUAUGCGCAGUGAGGGCUGCAGGAGAGAGAACACCAUGAAGAAUGUGGGAUGUCGUAAAUACGCCUUUAACUCUCUCCAGCUCAAGGCCUUCCCCAAACAAUAUCGCCCCCCAGAGGGGACGUACGGGAAGGUUGAGACCUAAGUGGACACUGAACCAAAAAGACUGAAAGGGGGGGGGGGGUAAUGCUGAUGGCACCACACAAA